This is a messenger RNA of Saccharomyces paradoxus, 1200 nucleotides long. RefSeq names its product glycine decarboxylase subunit T (gene GCV1). Gene Ontology annotation, molecular function: aminomethyltransferase activity; protein binding. Gene Ontology annotation, biological process: glycine catabolic process. The transcript has a single exon. The record is from RefSeq and is a predicted model, not a curated record. Gene Ontology annotation, cellular component: mitochondrion. Lineage: Eukaryota; Fungi; Ascomycota; Saccharomycetes; Saccharomycetales; Saccharomycetaceae. Bases 1 to 1200 code for a protein of 399 amino acids.
AUGUCUAUAAUCAAAAAAUUGGUGUUUAAGAGGUUCAAUUCAACUUUGAAGAAAACUGCCCUUCAUGAUCUUCAUGUGUCAUUAGGCGGUACGAUGGUACCAUAUGCAGGUUAUUCCAUGCCCGUACUAUACAAGGGCCAAACUCAUAUCGAAUCGCAUAAUUGGACAAGAACAAAUGCUGGUUUAUUUGAUGUUUCCCAUAUGUUACAAAGUAAGUUAUCUGGUCCUCAUUCUGUUAGAUUUCUACAACGUGUAACGCCAACAGAUUUUAAUGCUUUACCUGUAGGGUCAGGGACCUUAAGUGUUCUAUUGAAUCCGGAAGGUGGUGUAGUAGACGAUACCAUUAUCACGAAAGAAAACCAUAACGAGUUUUAUAUUGUGACCAAUGCUGGUUGUGCGGAGAGAGAUACUGAGUUCCUUCGCAGUGAGCUGCAAAAUGGCUCUACUUCAGAUUGUCAAUGGAAAAUCAUUGAGGGUAGGUCACUAUUGGCAUUACAGGGUCCUAAAGCUACAGAUGUUUUGGGACCACUUUUAUUAAAGACAGCCCAGGGAAAGGAUCUGAAAGAGUUAUUUUUUGGACAAAGACACGAAUUCGCGUUAAAAGAUGGUACUUUGGUUCAAAUUGCUAGAGGCGGAUACACUGGUGAAGAUGGGUUUGAGAUAAGCAUUGCAAAUGAGAAGGCUGUUGAGUUUGCGGAGCAACUUUUGGCCAAUCCGUUAAUGAAGCCUAUCGGACUAGCUGCUAGAGACAGUUUAAGAUUGGAAGCUGGUAUGUGUUUGUAUGGUCAUGAAUUGGAAGAAAGUAUCACACCCGUAGAAGCCGCCUUGAACUGGGUAAUUUCAAAGUCAAGAAGAAAUAUGGUAGAUCAAAAGUACUGGUUUAAUGGAUAUGCCAAGAUAAUGGACCAGCUAAACAAUAAAACGUAUAGCAGAAUACGAGUCGGAUUCAAAUACUUGAAAAAGGGACCAGCUGCCAGAAAUGGUGUCAAGGUCUUCUUGCCCGAUGGUCAAACCGAGGUAGGUCUUGUUACGUCAGGUAGUGCAUCUCCAAGUUUGAACAACAUUAAUAUUGGACAAGCAUAUGUACAGAAAGGUUACCACAAGAAGGGCACGGAGUUACUUGUUCAAGUAAGGAAUAAAUUCUACCCGAUUGAGCUUGCCAAGAUGCCUCUUGUGCCUACACAUUACUACAAACAGUAG